This is a messenger RNA of Cyprinus carpio (common carp), 1940 nucleotides long. Its product is annotated as GTPase IMAP family member 8-like. Bases 432 to 1940 code for a protein of 502 amino acids. Gene Ontology annotation, molecular function: GTP binding. The record is from RefSeq and is a predicted model, not a curated record. NCBI's taxonomy places the organism in Eukaryota, Metazoa, Chordata, Actinopteri, Cypriniformes, Cyprinidae. The transcript has 5 exons.
CCCAGUCAGAACACCGGCGAGACAAGACAAAAACAAUAAAACCCAUUACAAACGAGGCAUUUGUAGCAUCCAUUGGGGACAUAAUUACUGAUUAUAAUGACAUCGUAGAGACAUCGCAACUACACGUCAUUACAGAGGAUCUCAACUCAUUCCUCAACUCCUCCAUCAGUCUUCAAAGAAUGCAGGUCUUCGCCAGCUGUAUCAUGGAAACUUUAUCAUGGAAAAAAAAAAUGUAAAUAAGAUGAGAUUGAGGCUCAAAAUACCUUCCUGUUGAAACAUAAUGACAAUAAUUUUGUCCACCAGGAGAAGAGUUGGGAAAAGAUCAUCAGGAAAAGAAAAAAAAAAAAGAGACCAGCAGAAAACUUUCAUUUGGACUUCCAGAGCUUGACAGAUUGACACACAGACAGAAACACUCAGGCCACACAACAAAAAUGGAACCUAAAGCAUAUUUAAACUUGAUUUUACUGGGGAAGAAAUGUGCUGGGAAGAGUAUGUCAGGAAACACAAUACUGGGACGAGAAGCUUUCAUACCAAAGAGCAGACCCGGUUCUGUCACGCCUGAUAGCACUGCUGAAUCUGGGACUGUUGAUGGGUUUCCAGUCAGUGUUUAUGACACAACAGGAUUCUGUGACCCAGAGCUGAGUGAAGAUGAGAUUCAGCAGAUUAAAAAUGUUUUUCAGAAAUGUGAAUCAGGUCACUGUGUGUUUCUGUUGGUCAUCAAAGCUGAUAGUUUCACUGAAGAAGAGAGAAAAACUGUGGAGAAGAUCGAGAAGCUGCUGGGAGAAGAACGCCUGAAUAAAACCUGGAUUCUCUUCACCAGAGGAGAUGAACUGGAGGAUGAAAACAUGACAAUACAAGAAUUCCUUGAUAGAAAAAUAGGGUUGAAGACACUAGUUAAGAAAUAUGAUCAGAGAUACCAUGUGUUCAACAACAACAAGAGGAGAGGAGCAAGUGACCAGGCUCGAUUACUGCUGAUAAACAUUCUCCAGAGAUCUUUGGGGUUAAGCGCAUUAGAUGGAGGGAGGCUGACCAGAUGGAUUCCUGACAGCAGAGCAAACAGACAAGAUGCUCAACAGACUCCUGCUGCCUGUCCCAAGUCCAGAAGAAUUGUUCUUCUGGGUAAAACUGGUGUAGGGAAAAGUGCAUGUGGAAACACAAUACUGGGACAGAAAGUGUUCAGAUCUGCAUUGAGAAUGAAUGCAAUAACAACUGAAUGUUCAGAAGCACACGCCACUGUUUCAGGCAGAUCUGUGUCUGUAGUUGAUACUCCUGGAUUCUUUGACACAGAGAUGAGGCCUGGAAAGUUAGUGACAAAAAUAGGGAAGAGUGUUUAUUUAUCCAGUCCUGGACCUUAUGCUUUGCUCAUUGUGUUUCCUGUGAAUAUGAGGAUCACUGAACAUGAGCAGCAGAUUCCUCAGCAGAUUGAGAUGAUGUUUGGUGAAGAUGUGUUAAAUUACUCCAUCAUUCUCUUCACUCAUGGAGAUCUGCUGGAAGAAGAGCCCAUAGAGACACUCAUUGAGGAGAACAGUAGAUUAAGACAUCUAGUUCAGCAGUGUGGAGGCAGAUAUCACGUCUUCAACAACAGAGAUCUGAAUAACAGAGAGCAGGUGAAUGAUCUUCUGCAGAAGAUUGACUCAAUGAUAGAGCAGAACGGAGGAUACUACAGUAAUCAGAUGUUUAAUGAUGCUCAGAGAUACAGACGAGAGGAAGAAGAGAGAAAGCAGAGAGAGAAAGAGGAACACAGUGAAAACACUGAAUUUACACAAUUUUUUACCAAGUAUGGACAUAAUUUGCGUAUGUCAGCUUUUGCAGUUGGUAGAUAUGACCUUCUUGGAGAUGUUAUUUCAGCAUGUGUUUAUGAAGCAGUUUGUCAUGCCCAUGUUAUACAGCAUGCCCAGACCAACCUGUGUGUGAUGCUUCAACAGAGCAACCGGUUUUAA